Messenger RNA from Chenopodium quinoa (quinoa), 3021 nucleotides. Its product is annotated as potassium transporter 6-like. The coding region runs from base 440 to 2794 and encodes 784 amino acids. Gene Ontology annotation, biological process: potassium ion transmembrane transport. The record is from RefSeq and is a predicted model, not a curated record. The transcript is spliced from 8 exons. NCBI's taxonomy places the organism in Eukaryota, Viridiplantae, Streptophyta, Magnoliopsida, Caryophyllales, Amaranthaceae. Gene Ontology annotation, molecular function: potassium ion transmembrane transporter activity. Gene Ontology annotation, cellular component: membrane.
AAAAAAAAAAAAAAAAAAAGGAAGAAGGGGGGUCACCAAAUCAUGAUAUAAAUAAAUUUUUAAAAAUCCCAUUUCUCUUUAAUUCUUGUCUUUGUCUUUCUCAAUUCUCACUCCUCAUUCCUCACGCAAAAUAUUCUUAAAAUCUGCCCCCCAUUUUUAUAAACUCUCUGAUUCCAACUUCUCUUUCUCUCUCUUAAUCAACCACUCUCUAUCUCUCUUAAAAGUGUCUUAAAGUUUCUGCCUUUGUUUGUUCAACUGCUUUAGGAACUUACAGUCUCAUACACCAUUCCCAUUAAACUAAAAUAUACUCUGUUUUUAUCUUUAUUUUUAUUUUUUCUAAUUAACUUUGAUUGGGAACUGUAUUUGCAAAAGUGGGGUACUUGAUUGAAUCCCUUGAAUUAUCAACAAAAAUGAUAUUGUGCUUUUAUUGAAGGAGUUUAUGAUGGAUCCAGAAAGUGGGCUUUCUCAAAUUCAAGAAGUAAAGAAGAAGGAAUCAUGGAGACAAGUUCUGAUCUUGGCCUAUCAAAGUUUAGGAGUUGUGUAUGGAGAUUUGAGCACAUCCCCACUUUAUGUUUACAAGAGUGCAUUUGCAGAAGAUAUUCAACAUUCUGAAACAAAUGAAGAGAUUUUUGGGGUUUUGAGCUUUGUUUUUUGGACAUUAACAAUUGUUCCAUUACUCAAAUAUGUGUUCAUUGUUCUUAGAGCUGAUGAUAAUGGUGAAGGAGGGACAUUUGCUUUGUAUACCCUACUUUGUCGACAUGCUCGAGUUAAUUCACUCCCUAAUUGCCAAUUAGCAGAUGAAGAUUUGUCUGAGUAUAAAAAAGAUGGGGUUGUUAUUCCUUCUGAAUCAACUAUUGGGUCAAGGCUUAAAUCAAUUUUGGAAAAGUAUAGAGUUUUGCAGAAAUUGUUGCUUGUUUUAGCUUUGAUUGGAACUUGUAUGGUGAUUGGAGAUGGUGUCUUAACCCCAGCAAUUUCUGUUUUUUCAGCAGUUUCUGGGUUGGAGCUUUCAAUGUCACAUGAGCAUCACAAAUAUGUUGAAGUCCCAGUUGCAUGCAUUAUACUUAUUGGCUUGUUCGCCCUCCAGCAUUUUGGGACCCACCGAGUAGGAUUCUUGUUUGCGCCUAUAGUCGUGACAUGGCUUUUCUGCAUCAGUGCCAUCGGUUUAUAUAAUAUUAUACACUGGAACCCACAUGUUUAUCAAGCACUCUCUCCCUAUUAUAUGUACAAAUUUCUGAAGAAAACGCAAACCGGUGGUUGGAUGUCUUUGGGUGGAAUUUUGUUGUGUAUAACAGGUUCAGAGGCUAUGUUUGCUGAUCUCGGACACUUUUCACAAUCAUCAAUCAAGAUUGCCUUUACCUUUUUGGUGUAUCCGUCGUUGAUUCUUGCUUAUAUGGGACAAGCUGCCUAUCUAUCAAAACACCAUGUGAUGGCCACGAGUUACCAAAUUGGAUUCUACGUUUCUGUGCCAGAAAAACUGAGAUGGCCAGUGCUUGGAAUAGCCAUUCUAGCUGCUGUAGUUGGCAGCCAAGCCAUAAUUACUGGAACCUUCUCCAUUAUUAAGCAAUGUCAGGCCCUUGGAUGCUUCCCGCGAGUUAAAAUUGUGCACACAUCUUCCAAGAUUCAUGGACAAAUAUACAUCCCGGAGAUUAAUUGGACAUUGAUGAUAUUAUGCUUGGCCGUCACUAUUGGUUUUAGAGACACAAAGCGUAUGGGCAAUGCAUCGGGUUUGGCUGUCAUUACAGUAAUGCUUGUGACAACGUGCCUAAUGUCACUCGUCAUUGUCAUUUGUUGGCGCAAAAGUGUCUUCGUAGCACUUGCUUUUGUAUUCUUCUUUGGCGCCUUUGAAGCAUUAUACUUCUCUGCAUCCCUUAUUAAGUUUCUUGAAGGAGCUUGGGUCCCUGUUGCCCUUUCGUUAAUUUUCAUGGCUAUAAUGUACAUUUGGCACUAUGGCACUCUCAAGAAGUACGAGUUUGAUGUCCAAAACAAGGUGUCCAUCAAUUGGCUGCUUAGCUUGGGGCCGAGCUUGGGUAUUGUACGAGUCCGUGGUAUGGGUUUGAUCCACACCGAGCUUGUAUCUGGUAUCCCAGCAAUAUUCUCUCACUUCGUUACCAAUCUUCCUGCUUUCCAUCAAGUCCUAGUCUUCCUUUGUGUUAAAUCAGUGCCUGUUCCACAUGUAAAGCCUGAAGAACGAUUCCUUGUCGGUCACAUUGGGCCAAAAGAAUAUCGGCUGUAUAGAUGUAUUGUAAGAUAUGGGUACCGCGAUUUUCACAAGGAUGACUUUGAGUUUGAGAAUGAUCUUGUGUGUAGCGUAGCAGAGUUCAUAAGGGGCGAAGGUAAUAAGAUGAAUGGGUUGAAGGAUGAGUCAGAUAAGGAUAGCGAUGAGAAGAUGACCGUUGUUGGAAGUCCCUCAACUCAUGUGGAUGGGAUAAGGAUGCAUGAAGACAUGGAUGAAGACAACGAAGACUUACCAGGAACUUCCGAGCUGAAAGAGAUACGAUCUCCAUUGACCACCCCAACCCCAAAGAAAAGGGUUAGAUUUUUGUUACCCGAAACACCUAAGAUGGAAGAUAAGUCUAGGGAAGAACUUCAAGAUCUAAUGGAAGCCAGAGAGGCGGGAAUAGCAUACAUAUUGGGGCAUGCUCAUGUAAGAGCAAAGGCAGGUUCGAGUUGGGUUAAGAAGCUUGUGAUUAAUGUAGGUUAUGAUUUCUUGAGAAGAAAUUGUCGCGCGCCUUCUUAUCCGCUCAGCGUUCCUCAUGCAUCAACGUUAGAGGUAGGAAUGAUCUGCCAUAUUUAGUUAAAAUGUUAUCUGAUGCAAUGAGAUUUUGCGUAUACUUUGUAAAUGAUGUAAUUUUGCUUUGUAUAUGGAAUUGUCACCUUGUUUUGCAUAAAUUGAAAGGCGACGAUAGGAACACUAGCAGAUAAGCUAUCCAUGAAAACCUCAUACCUGCAUAAGGCAUUUGUUAUUUUUUGCGGAAGCAAUGUGCAACAACUGAAGAACAUAAUUUUAGCUCCUUGACAAAA